AUGGCUACAUCAAAGAAAAAGACAAGGAAGCUAAGAGGUCACGUAUCGCACGGACAUGGACGUGUCGGAAAACAUCGUAAACAUCCAGGUGGUAGAGGUAAUGCUGGUGGACAACAUCAUCAUCGUAUCAAUUUUGACAAAUAUCAUCCAGGCUAUUUUGGAAAGGUUGGUAUGCGAAAUUACCAUCUGAGACGUAACCGGCUAUACUGCCCAACAGUGAACGUUGAUAAGCUGUGGUCACUGAUAUCGGAGAAGGUGCGAAAAACUUAUGCGGAUAGGAAAGAUAAGGCACCGGUAAUCGAUGUUGUCCGAGCUGGUUAUUUCAAAGUUCUUGGCAAAGGCCUUCUGCCGAAGCAGCCUGUUAUAGUCAAAGCAAAAUUUUUCUCACAUUCGGCAGAACAGAAAAUAAAGGCAGUAGGUGGUGCCUGUGUAUUGGUUGCUUAA
Brugia malayi is the source of this 444-nucleotide messenger RNA. RefSeq names its product 60S ribosomal protein L27a, putative. Gene Ontology annotation, cellular component: cytosolic large ribosomal subunit; ribosome. The transcript has 2 exons. Gene Ontology annotation, molecular function: structural constituent of ribosome. The coding region runs from base 1 to 444 and encodes 147 amino acids. Gene Ontology annotation, biological process: translation. The record is from RefSeq and is a predicted model, not a curated record. Lineage: Eukaryota; Metazoa; Nematoda; Chromadorea; Rhabditida; Onchocercidae.